CUCCUCAAAGCGGACGAUCAUCAAUGGGGAACUUCACACCCUAUCGCCAAGGGCGGCUUCCCGGAGCACCUCACGCGAGGUUCGAUGCUACUUGAUGAUCGUACAUCAAUGGACUUCGAUGAGCAAUGAAAAACGCGAGCAUGUCCGCUUCCGGUCGGGAUCGCGUCGUAUAUCUCGCGGCUGCACUUCUCAUAAUCUUCGUCGCUGGCCUUCUCGUUCGUAGGAUAUUUCUGCCAAACCCCGAAGUCGAUGUCACAUACUCAGACUCGCAACGCCCGGACGGCGGCAACUUUGAGCAUGUCCCUGCCAUUGCCACACACUCGAUAGCAGCGGAGACUACUACUGCUGCUGCUACUACAAGUUCCUACAAACCGGCUCCAACGACAACCUCCGAACAUGAUGCUCCCCUCUCGCAUGAGGGUUCGCAGCCGGAUGGCACAAACCACGUCGAGGUGUUCUCGAAAAUGACUCACGAUGGGAAAUGGUUCCCCAUCGACUUUGGCGACUAUGGAUCGUACAACCCCAACCUCAUCCCACAUCCCGAAGACAACGAGACUUGGUACAUGAUUGCGCAAGGACUCCAGCCUGAAUUAGGCGCGGCUGGACCACGACCGGUUUACUCGAUAGAGCUCGUCUGCGAGGCGGAAUAUGUCGACAAGAAGAUGAAAUGCAAGCGAUCGCCCAUCAGCGUCCCAAUUGCUUCCACUGCAAGUGACCAUUGUACGGACUCACUCAGCUGGUUCAACUACUUCAUCGGUCCGAAUGACCCGCGCGUCUUUUUCGGACCAGAUCGGCCAUAUAUCACAUAUGGAUCAGCCUCGGCGUACACAUGUCUGGGACAGUGGAUUCACGAUCUGAGGAGACUUGUCCGUUGGAACACCAUCGACGCACUCGAUCGCACGCAACGUUUCUUCUGGCCGACCGAGCUACAGCGCCCGCCUCCCUACGGCGGCAUUGAGAAGAACUGGUUUGCAUUCUGGGAUCACCACGGCGACAUGUACCUUCAUUACGAUAUCUUACCUCGGCGUUCAUUCGCGAAGGUCAGCGAUGAUGGAUCCGAGAUCAGCGCCGACCUCGCAUCGUAUACUGCUGCUCAUGAUGACACGUGCCUCAAGCAGUACAUGCCCAAGUUGCAAGAACAUGAGCAUAUCCACCAGGCGACGAAUUCGCUCGCCAUAGUCAUGUGCCAGCGAUCAUCAUCGGACUGCGACGUGGCCGCAAAUACCUACAUCUUCACGAUCUUCCAUCACAAAACCUACCACGGAGGCCACAACCUCUACGAGCCGUACCUCAUGAUCUUCAAGAAUGUGGCUCCCUUCGAACUUCAUGCCCUCUCUUCGAAACCAUUCUGGAUCUCCGGUCGUGGCAGAGCCGGCGAGAAUUGGUCCAGUGAUCCCGCGACCUCGGCGGAUCAGUCCCAGAUGAUGUACAUCACCUCCGUCAACUGGAAGGAACGGGGGCUGAAUUACACCGGGUAUUUGGAUGAUGAGUUGAUGAUUGCUUUUGGAAUUGAGGAUAAGGCUGCUGGUGGCAUCGACGUGACCGCUGAGCAGCUUUUCAAGGCAUUGCAUCUAUGUGAUUAGACUGAUGGUCAGAGGGACUAUGGGGCUAUGGGUUGUAUAAAUUUGCCAGAAAGGGUGUCGGUUUUACGCAUUAUGUAUAAAAAUUUAUCAUCGGUCUGAGCGCGAGUCUUGGAGAGUGUGCGAGGUUGUUGUCAAGGAUUCUCUGUUGUGCCCUCGCCUCUAGAUUUCAAAUUGCAAACUGCAUGUCUCACUC
Messenger RNA from Dissoconium aciculare CBS 342.82, 1776 nucleotides. RefSeq lists its product as uncharacterized. Lineage: Eukaryota; Fungi; Ascomycota; Dothideomycetes; Mycosphaerellales; Dissoconiaceae. The transcript has a single exon. The record is from RefSeq and is a predicted model, not a curated record. Bases 126 to 1583 code for a protein of 485 amino acids.